Peronospora matthiolae is the source of this 213-nucleotide messenger RNA. The record is from the annotation of a GenBank genome assembly. Lineage: Eukaryota; Oomycota; Peronosporomycetes; Peronosporales; Peronosporaceae.
AUGGCCGAAGCUCUUCGGGACUGUAUGCUGCAGCAGACGUGCAUGGCAGACGGUACAAAGACGCUCAAGGAGUGUCUGCGUGACCACAAGUACUCGCACGAGUGCAAGGAGUAUCGUGUGGCGUAUUUCGAGUGCAGACGCGGCCAAUUGGACAUGCGGCAGAGGAUCCGGGGCCCUAAAGGAGGGAUGUCGAGGCCCCGUGAGGAAAAGUAG